AUGACGACUAAUUCCACAACUAAUAGUAGUAAUUUGAGUAUGAAGCUUCUGAUAGACACAAAGAAUAAGAAAGUGCUGUUUGCAGAAGCCUCUAAGGAAGUGGUGGACUUCCUCUUCACCUUGCUUCAGUUGCCACUUGCUACCGUCAUCAAGCUUUUAACCAAGGAAGCCGUGGUUGGUUGCUUGGGAAAUCUUUAUUCCAGUGUUGAAAACCUCAACCAUGUUUACUGGCAACCAAACCUAUCUAAGGAUGUUAUCCUUAAUCCAACCAUUCUUACCUCUUCACCUGCUAUCUCCGGCCUCCUCCCUUCGGCUGCUAUAAACCACUCCCAGAUAACUCCAAGCAGUUUCGGUUGCGGUUGCCGUAGCAGCACUGUAACAAGCGCGUACAAUUCUAGUUUUUUUUGUGACUUAAAAACAAAAAACUGCUUAAGAAAGGCAGUCCCGUUGAAUACUAGUCUCAGUGCGUACAAUUCUAGGUGUGACUCGUGUAGUAGUGGGCGUAUGACGAGGGAAGUGAAUUCCACGGCCACGGCGGCAUCUAAUGACAGCAAUAAUAAUGGGUUUGUGAAAGAAGUAAUAACAUACAUGAUCAUGGAUAAUCUUCUCAUUCAGCCCAUGUCAACCAUAUCUGGCAUCACCAUACUUAAUCAGUUCAAUGUCAAGGAUGUUGCUGUCUUGAAAGAAACCGUUGUUCAACUUGGCAUGGAAGAGGGCUUAAAGCUACUCAAGGCAUCCAUAGAGUCCGAGAUGGUUCUCACAACCGUUUUCUUAGCUUGA
Molecule: messenger RNA, 780 nt
Organism: Arachis stenosperma
Lineage: Eukaryota; Viridiplantae; Streptophyta; Magnoliopsida; Fabales; Fabaceae
Exons: 2
Coding region: 1-780 (259 amino acids)
Source: RefSeq, a predicted model, not a curated record